Messenger RNA from Mycosarcoma maydis (corn smut), 786 nucleotides. RefSeq lists its product as uncharacterized. The transcript has a single exon. The coding region runs from base 1 to 786 and encodes 261 amino acids. The record is from RefSeq and is a predicted model, not a curated record. Lineage: Eukaryota; Fungi; Basidiomycota; Ustilaginomycetes; Ustilaginales.
AUGGAUGGCAUCGGCUUCAUUGCCGGUCUGCACGCCGCAACGCUCGACGAUCAAGGUUAUCGGUCCGUGCUGCUCAAGCCUAACAAGCGACAGUCCCUUCGGACUCCUGGCAGCUCCAUCUCGGAAAAAACUAGAUCCAUCGUCAGCAAGGGCAAGAGCCUUUUUUCGCUUGCCUCUCCAGCUUCAUCCAUGUCUUUCAGCACGAGCACAAAGUCCGUCGCCUCCUCUUUGGCAUCCUGCAGCGAACAAGGACACAGAACGAGCCAUUCAGCGACCGACAACAUUCAGAGCUCUUUCGUCGCCGAACACGCCUCAUGGACAAAAGCAGAGCAGCAUACGCUCCACCACGAUGAUCUUGCUCCUGAAUCAUCGAUUCCCUUGAUGCUUUUCAGCGCGCCUCGUCCCAUGUUCCAGCUAAGUGGACAGCUUUGCAAAAGAAUCCGCCUCGACCCACACUUUGACCCCAGCUGGAUCUCGACAUUUGUCGACAACAGCUACCUCUUCCCAUCAAAGCCAAAUGUCAGGGAGCCAUAUGGCUGUGAAUAUGUUUGCCUCGCUUGUCAUCACACUCAUCUCGCAUCGGAAACGCUGCAAGGCAGCGUAAACUUGACAGGCCACGAAGCAGCCCCCUGUAUAACGCCGCUGAGUCCAAUGUCAGCAAUGCUGUUUUCGAUUGCAGAGCAGCCCACAUCUUCAACAGAUGAACAGCCUCAUCGACAAGAUGCGCCUGUUCUGUUGACACGAUUGCCGCCAGAAAGUCGAAUCGAAGCGCAAGCACUUCAGUGA